Caenorhabditis angaria is the source of this 2604-nucleotide messenger RNA. NCBI's taxonomy places the organism in Eukaryota, Metazoa, Nematoda, Chromadorea, Rhabditida, Rhabditidae. The record is from the annotation of a GenBank genome assembly.
AUGGAGAAUUGGUCGAAAACAAUUCAAAUAUCAGCGAUCGUGUUGGGCUUGGCAUUAGUUGCAAUAUCUUCAAUAACACUUGCUGUAACUCUGGGAGGAGACACAAACGAUAACUUUUUAAAUGAUAGAAUUGUGAAAUUAGCAAUCCGUGAGUUCCUAUAAUUUUUUAAAGAAAUGUUAGUUUCUAAAAAUAUUUCAGCUGAACUCGCAUCAUCGAUAAAUAAAAAUCUGGAUAUUGAAAAUAUAAUUCAACAUGCUAGAAAUAUAACAAAACAUGUUCAUAUUGCUGGAACUCCGAAUAAUCUGAGAGUAGCUGAAUAUAUACGUGAUCAAAUGAUAUCACAAGGAUUGAAAAAUGUUCAUUUCAAUGAAUAUGAAGUGCUUCUAAACUAUCCAAAUUUCAAAGAACCAAACAAAUUGGAAAUAUUAGACUCAAAUGGGGAUGUUGUUUAUGAGACAAGCGGUUUGAGUGAACCAUUGAUCAAAUCUGAACAAAAUGAAAUUGAAGGUAAAAUACAAUGGCUAGCCUAUUCAGCUCCAGGUGAAGCAUCUGGAGAUGUUGUAUAUGUUAACAAAGCUACACAUCAGGAUUAUGACAUUUUAAAAAAUUCUGGAAUCAAUGUUACUGGCAAAAUUCAUAUUGCUCGACAUGGUACGGCUUUCCGAGGAAAUAUUGCCAGAAAUGCGGAAAAAAAUGGAGCCAUUGGCCUGAUUAUCUAUUCAGAUCCCGCAAUUGUUGCAUCACUUGGAACACAAAAAGCAAACGUGUUCCCAAAUACAAAUAAAAUGCCAGGAAGUGAUGUUGAACGGGGUGGGUUAUAUAUCGGAUUAGGAGACCCACAAACUCCAGAUCUGCCUUCUAUCAAAAAUUUGUAUCGUAGCAAGAGUAUUCAAGAGGUGAGAUAAUUGAAUAUCGGCUUCAUUUCUCAGAAUGAGACUAUUAUAAAAAUGUUCCAGCUCGGUGAAGAUCAUAUUAUUCCUAACAUCCCUGUAAUCCCUCUUCCAUAUGAACAUAUCGCAAAUAUUUUUGAAAAAAUGAAUGGCGAUCAACCAGUUGAUUCAACAUUUGUCGGAAAACUGAAUGCAACAUAUAAAUAUGGUCCGGGUUUGAAAAACAAGGAAAAAGUUCGAAUUAAUGUGAAAUCAGAAUUUUCGAAAAGGUAAGCCUCAUAUAUUCAGAAAGAAAAACUAAUAACUAUUUAGGAAAAUUCAAAAUGUUUUCGGGUUUAUUGAAGGAGAAGUUGAAAAAGAUAGAUAUGUUAUUGUUUCCAAUCAUUAUGAUGCUUGGACUUAUGGAGCAAUUGAUCCAAAUUCAGGGACUUCAACAUUGUUAGAUGUUUCCAAAUCUUUUAAACAGUAUCAGAAUUCAACAGGUUGGAAACCAUUUAGAAGUAUAUUAUUUGCACAUUGGGAUGCGGAAGAAUUUGGAUUGAUAGGAUCAAGUGAAUUUACACAAGAAUAUCGAGUUCAACUAAUGAGAAGAGCUGUAGGAGUUAUCAAUAUGGAUAUUAUUGGAGGAAAUAAAACACUGUAAUAUUCAAUUAAGAACACGAACUACUAAAAAUUAUCUCUGAUAUUUCAGAAACGUCUUUGCAAAUCCAUCAAUCGUGAACGUUAUCAGAAAUGCGGCAAAACGAGUUGAACAUCCUUUAAAAUCAGAGCAUAUAGGAGGAUCCAAAAAUAUUUAUAAUGUUUGGAGAAGGACCAAACCAUCGAAAAAUCCAUUAUUGAUUGAUCCUGAAUAUAUGAGACCAGCUGGUGGUUCAGAUCAUGCCCCAUUUUAUGAUUAUUUAGGUGUUCCGAUUAUCACAUUUAUCACAUCAGAUGAAUCUAUGUUGACUUAUCCUUUGUAUCAUACAAUAUAUGAAACAAAGUUUCUUGCUGAAAACAUCCAAGAUCGGGAUAGUUAUAAAACUCAUAAAGCGAUUGGUGAAUUAUUCAUCGAUAUGACUGUUCAACUUUCAGAGAAUGAAAUACUCCCUUAUGAGUGAGCCACACUUUUCUUAACAAAUACACAUAUUUAUUUAUUUUCAGUAUUCACGAGCUCGUCUCUGAAAUUUAUUCAGACGACAUUCCAAGUAUUUUCACUGCGCUACAAGAAAAUCAAUCGAAUCUCGAUAAAAAUUAUAAUAUUCCUUCAGAACAAGCAGUAUUUUUGAAUUCAACAGCUUUCGAUCUUCUGAAUUUCAUAGAAUCCAGAAAAAACAAUGAAUAUUCAACUGUUUUUGAUAAAAUCACAGAAAAUAAUCAUUUGAUAGAGUAUGUCAUUAAAAAACUUAGAGAUUCUAUAAAAUGAUUUCAGAUUCGAAAAAUGUUUCAUUCUCCCACAAGGCCAAAAUGGUAACCUCAAUGCAAGACAUCUUUUAUAUCACCCCAAUUCUGAGAACUGGUAUCAUAAUAAAGGAUUACAACAAAUAUUUGCAACAGUGAGUUGAAUUUUUGAACAGAUUCUUUAACAACAAAUAAAAUAUACUUCAGAUUACUCAAAUUAAAAAAUCGACAAACAAUAUAGAAAAAUUGGCACAUGAAUUGGCUCAGGAAAUAGCGCAAAUAACAAACGCGUUAAUAUGUGCCAAACAUUCUUUAAAUUAUUUGUAUGACUAA